AUGAGAGCCGGUCUCCUGGUUUCGGCCCUGGCGCUCUUCGGAGUCGGCCAGGCACAGAACUCAACGUUCCAGAAUCCCAUUAUCAGCGGUUUCAACCCAGACCCAAGCUGUAUCUUUGUUCCCGAGUUCAACAACACCUUCUUUUGCGCAACAUCCAGCUUUCUGGCCUUCCCUGGACUCCCAAUCCACGCAAGUCGGGACCUAAUUCACUGGAAACAUGUAUCCAACGCCUUUAGCAGGGCAGACCAACUCCCUGGCAUGGCUUUUCUGCCCAAAGCUACCAGCGGUAUCUACGCACCGACCCUACGCUUCCAUCAGGGCACAUUCUACUUGCUCUGCACUCUUGUGAACCAACAAUUGCCGAGGACCAACGACAGCCGAUGGGAUAAUUUUGUGCUUACUGCGACGGACCCCUACAGUUCCGAUGCUUGGUCCGACCCUGUCCACUUCAGCUUCCCCGGCUUUGACCCUUCGCCAUUCUGGGACGACGAUGGAAAGACUUACGUCUCCGGCGCUCAUACGGCAGCUUACUACCCUGGCAUAAUGCACGCGCCACUGGACUUGGAAACCGGCGAGAUUGGGGAGAUAAUCAUGCCUUGGAACGGAACUGGCGGUCGUUCUCCCGAAGCACCUCACAUCUGGAAGCGAGAUGGAUAUUACUACCUUCUUCUUGCGGAGGGAGGCACGCGGGAGAACCAUAUGGUGACGAUGGCUCGAUCUCGAAACUUGUCAGGCCCUUACGAUCCCGCUCCCGGGAACCCACUCUUGACUUCGGCAAACGAUACUAGCUCGUACUUCCAAGCCGUCGGCCAUGCAGAUCUCUUCCAGGAUGCCAAAGGUCAGUGGUGGUCUGUUGCACUGGCUGUUCGCGCUGGAGGCACCUACGGUCAAGAUCCCGGCGCUUAUUUCGGCAACUUGCCGAUGGGGCGAGAGACUGUCUUAACUCCCGUUACCUGGGAAGAGGGUGAAUUCCCGGUUUUUACUCCGGUAACCGGGAAUGUCUCCGGUUGGCCUCUUCCACCCGAAGACUUUGUAGAAGAAGGCGAAGGCCAGCUUAGCGAUGCCGACGACGCCAUCACCUUUCCCCCUGGAAGCAAGCUUCCUAUCCACUUUGUUCACUGGCGACUUCCCAAGGCAAGAAACUAUGCCGUAUCACCCCCUGGGCACUGGAACACGUUAGCGCUUAAGUCAUCGGUUCUCAAUCUCACCGCCUUCGACGCAGACUUUGCUCUUGGGCGGGGGCAAACAUUCGUUGGACGUCGGAUGGCGCACUCGCUGUUCCGAUUUCAGGUCGACAUUGACUGGGCUAAGUCUCUUACGAAGCAAGAAAUGGAAGUUGGUGUCUCGAUUAUCCAAGAUCAGGCUCAGCAUUUUGACUUGGGUAUCGUGAUGCUCAAGCCCGACGGGAGCGAGGACCUUCGACCUCAUCUUCGCUUCCGCGGUAUCUCUGAGACACCGUAUCGCGCAACGGAACAUCCUCCGAACGAAGUGUUCCCGCUGCCUGAGGGGUGGGCGGGGCAGAAGAUAUCUCUGCAAAUAGAAGCGGUUAACAGUACGCACUUUGCUUUCUCUGCUGGCCUUGCUGGAGCUGGAGAGGGCUCUGAAUUGAGAGUGUUUGGUCACUGCAAGGGCACCGAGCUUGUUCCAUACUAUUCCGGUGUUGCGCUUGGUGUUUAUGCAACCUCCAAUGGCAAGCAUGGCGAGCAGGCGUUUGAGACGUACAUUUCUAAUUGGCGAUACACUGGCAUCAGACAGUUGCGGAGCCAAGAGGAUGUUGACGAUGCGGAUGGAGCUAGAAGAUAG
Colletotrichum truncatum is the source of this 1803-nucleotide messenger RNA. Its product is annotated as beta-xylosidase (glycosyl hydrolase). The record is from RefSeq and is a predicted model, not a curated record. NCBI's taxonomy places the organism in Eukaryota, Fungi, Ascomycota, Sordariomycetes, Glomerellales, Glomerellaceae. Gene Ontology annotation, molecular function: hydrolase activity, hydrolyzing O-glycosyl compounds. Gene Ontology annotation, biological process: carbohydrate metabolic process.